GCGUUGAGAGUCGGCUAACUCGAUACGAAUGCAUCGCGUCGAUCUCUACGGAGAAAUCGAGCGAUCGAUACGGGUGACGUAACGAUAUAUCGAUGGAGUUGAUCGAUAUAUCGCCAACUUCACGGCUCGCCAGCAGUUUUAUACAGCGCUGUCGUGCGCUGGCUCGUGUGUUUUCACUUCUACCAUCCACGCGGAUGGUCAUCUGUCAACGGCAGCAGUCGUCUGUGAGAAAUUCGAGCCGAGACCGCGCGCGAAACGCGAAUCGAUACAGCGAUAUCGCUUUCAUUUUGUGACAGCUACGUGAAAUCCUUCCCGCGACCAUGGCUCUAGAUCGGCCCUUAUUCAACGUCUUGAUCCUAAGUUUUGGAUUUAUGCUGGUCUUCACGGCGUUUCAAACGAUGGGCAACAUAGAGAAAACUAUUCUGACCAGCAUCCAAAAGGACGACACCAGUUUCAACGCGGACGCUUACAUCAGUCUAGCCAUCAUCUACGGCGUGUUCGCGACCUGCAACUGGUUGGCGCCGUCUUACAUCUCGGUAACGGGUCCACGAGUGGCCAUACUCACUGGCUCCUGUUGCUACGUCCUGUUCAUCGCCUCGUUCUUCUGGCCGCACGAGGGAUUUUUGUAUGGUGUAUCAGCCGCCCUCGGAGUAGGCGCCGCCCUCAUCUGGACCGGACAUGGACAAUAUCUUACGGAGAACAGCGACAAUGAGACGAUGUCUCGAAACGCCGGUAUAUUCUGGGCGAUUUUCCAGACAUCGCAGUUCGCCGGCAAUCUCUUCGUCUACUUCACGUUCAAAUCGCCCGAGAUUAAUCCCGAGCAACGAACAAUCGUUUUCGGCGUGCUGACCGGGCUUGCGGUGAUCGGCACCGUUGUGCUGGCGACUUUGAACAGAUCACCGCAGAAAUUAUCCCUGGGCGAAGCCGAGGGGGUGUCCAGCGCCGACAAGGAGCUACGGCUGCCGGAACCGAGGCGCAGGAAACCUCUGGAGGCUGCGUGGAGCGCCUUCGUAGACGCGAUCGGACUCUUCCUCACGCCAUACAUGCUGCUGCUGUCGUUCACGUUCGUCUACACGGGUCUCGAACUCACUUUCUACUCCGGCGUUUACUCGAGCAGCGUCGGCUUCACCAAGGCCAUGGGCGAGGAUCGUAAAAGCCUCGUAGGCUUGUCCGGUAUCUUCAUCGGACUCGGCGAAGUCGUAGGCGGUGCCAUCUUCGGCAUCUUCGCGUCCAAGAUAUUCCGUAACUCCGGCGGCUGGCCGGUGGUGAUCACUGGUUUAUGCGUACAUCUCUUCGCUUUCAUCAGCAUUUUCCUGAAUCUGCCAAACGACGCGUCAUUCAUGGACACGGAUCACGUGGGCUUCAUCACACCCUCGCCGAUCCUCGCGAUGGCGGGCAGUCUCGCCCUGGGCUUUGGUGACGCCUGCUUCAACACGCAGCUCUAUUCGCUGCUGGGUAUCCUGUUUACCAAGGAGAGCGCACCGGCCUUUGCUCUUUUUAAAUUCUGCCAGUCGGUUGCGGCAGCCAUCAGCUUUUCGUACAGUACUUCAGCCGGAUUGCACAUACAACUCGCGGUAUUGCUUGUGACUAUAUUCUUUGGUACGGCAGCCUUUUGUUAUGUCGAAUAUAGGGCGAAAAAAUCGAGAAAUGAGAUCCCGCAGGAUAUCGAUCCAGCGCUGGUCGACACCAUAAACAGUGAAGAUUGAUAGAUUUAGUUAAACGCAUUUUUUAGAGUACGAAAAUAUAUAGCGAGAUCGAAUACGAAAGAUCUCGAAAAAUAAGUAUUGAACAUUAUCAAACACGAAAAAUUGCGUUGAACAAAAUUCAUAAACUCAAACAAAUCUUGAGGGAAAUUAUUUUAAUAUCUUAAUGUGACUAGAUAAGAUACCUUUGCAAAUUUAUAUGAUGCCUGAAUUUUUCUCGGUUUAUUAGAGACUUUGCAAAUCGUAUUGUAAAUACAGUUAACGUUAAUAUUCACGUUUGAUGUGAACAAUGGCGAAUUGACAUGUUAUUGCAAAAAGUCUAUUGUAUAUAGUCAAACCCGUAAAAAUAUCAUCAUGUGAUCGAUUGUUAUAUAUCGUCGUCUUCCAAUUUCUAUUUCUCAGCCUUUACUUUCAGAAUAUUGACGUAUUUUAAAUUGAUAUUUUAAAUUAAUUUCUCUUUUAAAAAAGCGAUAUAUAUACAAAUGUUAGAUGCAUGCAUAUGCAUCUAUUUAUUAUAGACUCGAUAUUCUUAUUAUAAAAUAUUAUAUGUAAAAUGCAAGAUUUAUCAAUUGAUACAAUAAUUUUAGUCUUAUCAUACACAUGUUUAAUUGCAAUAUUGAGUUUGCAUAUGCAUGUGUGCGUGUGUGUUGUUAAUUGCAAUUCUCGCAUCAUUUUUGUAACGUACUGCGAUUUUGAUAUUGUGACUAACUAGUCUGUAACACGAGUCUGCAAGAUUCGCGUUUAACUAGUCCGGUAUGCGACAUUUACACCUAGAAACUCGAUUAAAUUAUCCGAUGAUUAAAUCCGAUAAGGUCAGACAUAAGGACUUGUUGAUCGACGUUCACCACAAGUGUCGCGACAAACAUAUAGAUUAAUUGCGUAUGUGUACAGAAUAUAUAAUUAAGUCACGUACUUUUACACAAUUUCUCCAUAAAAAAAAUGAAAAAAUGGAAAAAAUGAAAAAAUUUUUAAUAGAAAAUAUAAAAAGUCCAAUUUUUUAAAAAUCUAAUUGAUUCAAGUAAAAAUUGCAUCAGACUGAAAUUAUAAAAUGCGAAAUAGCAUACAAUUCUUAUUAAAGUUUUGAGAUGAUAAAAUUUUUAUAAAAAUCUAAUCAUGCAACUCUUGCUAUUCUUUAUAA
Molecule: messenger RNA, 2841 nt
Organism: Nylanderia fulva
Lineage: Eukaryota; Metazoa; Arthropoda; Insecta; Hymenoptera; Formicidae
Product: UNC93-like protein MFSD11
Source: RefSeq, a predicted model, not a curated record